AAGUAAGGAAUGUGGUGACAGUUCAUAGCAAAAAUGUCGAUCGAAGCCAAUGGAAAAAAGACGGUGUGCGUUACCGGAGCCGCUGGAUACAUGGCAUCAUUGCUUGUGAAGCAGUUGCUGGAGAGUGGAUACGCCGUCCAUGCUACCGUUAGGGACCCAGCUAACCAAUCCAAGGUGGCCCACCUCUUAGCUCUACAAGGUUCUGGUGAUCUCAAACUUUUCAGGGCAGAUCUUACCGAUGAAGGCAGCUUUGAUGAUGCUGUGAACGGCUGCGAUGUCGUCUUUCACGUGGCCACUCCGGUGCACUUCGAGUCCAAAGAUCCAGAGAAUGACAUGAUCAAGCCUGCAAUCCAAGGUACAUUGAACGUUCUGAAAUCAUGCAAGAAAGCAAAGGUGAGGCGGGUCGUCUUGACAUCAUCGGCAGCGGCCGUGUCGAUAAAUAAACUCACCGGAACGGGCCAUGUCGUCGACGAAGAGAGCUGGACGGACGUCGAGUUUUUGGCUAAUGAGAAGCCACCAACUUGGGGUUACCCAAUGUCAAAAGCAUUGGCAGAGAAGGCGGCAUGGAAUUUUGCUGAGGAAAACAACAUCGACCUCAUCACCAUUGUUCCCGUUCUCAUGGCGGGCCGCUCGCUGACUCCAGCGGUCCCCAGCAGCAUCUGUCUCGCUAUGUCAUUGCUCACAGGGAAUGAUUUUCUGAUCAACGGUUUGAAAGGCAUGCAAUUGCUCUCUGGAUCAAUAUCGCUCGCGCAUGUAGAGGACGUUUGCCGGGCCCACAUAUUUGUAGCCGAGAACGAAUCAGCCUCUGGCCGAUACAUAUGCUGCCCGAUCAACACAUGCGUGACAGAACUGGCGAAAUUACUCUCAAAGAGAUACCCACAAUACAAAGUCCCAACUGACUAUGGAGAUUUUCCAGCGAAACCCAAGUUGAGCAUCUCUUCAGAGAAGCUGAUCAAAUCAGGAUUCACCUUCAAGUACAAGAUCGAAGAGAUUUACGAUGAAUCCAUCGAGUAUUUCAAAGAUGUUGGGCUGUUGGCAAAAUGAGGACUAGACUCUUCUUCCAAGUUCCAGGUUUAGUUUGCGAUAAGCUUUCCUUCUUGUGGGAUGAUCAUCGGCUUAGGAAUGGCAGUAAUUCCUAGUUACUGCCUGUUUUAGGUGACAUUUUAAGAUGGUUAUUUCAUCACCAUUAGUAUGUUAGUAAGAUCUUUGUUAUGCGUAUGUACUAAAAGACCGAUCGAAUCAACCCAUGGAGCUAACCUUGUUCAGGAAAGCAAUGAAGAAAAUGAAUAACUUUCUGAA
Molecule: messenger RNA, 1299 nt
Organism: Magnolia sinica
Lineage: Eukaryota; Viridiplantae; Streptophyta; Magnoliopsida; Magnoliales; Magnoliaceae
Product: anthocyanidin reductase ((2S)-flavan-3-ol-forming)-like
Exons: 6
Coding region: 34-1044 (336 amino acids)
Molecular function (GO): oxidoreductase activity, acting on the CH-OH group of donors, NAD or NADP as acceptor
Source: RefSeq, a predicted model, not a curated record